UGGAAAUACAGGGCACAACUUAAGUUAGUUACACAAGGGCAAUGUGUAAAAAAACCCAAAAAAAAAAAAAGAUUAUUUGGUUUUUUUUCCUCGUCGUUUUAACUUGAUCAAAUCAAAUAAAUUAAUCCAUCGAUUCCGGAGGCUGUAGCAAGCUCAACUAAUUCUUUUACACCAGUCUUCCACCCAACAAAAUCACAGCUCUAUACAAAGAUUUCAAAAUUUCUUGAGUUUGAUAACCAAAAACUAAGUCAAGAAUCAAAAACCCAAGGAUACGGCAGCAAUGGUGACCAGAAAGUUCUUUGUAGCCUCGAUAUGCAUGUGGGCAUUUCCAUUUGCAAUCUUAUACGGCUUUCAGCAAGGCUGGUACCCUGGUUUCUCAAACAUAUCACCUUCUUCUCAGACACUGCUAAGUGGGUUUCUUGCUGUUGUAUCAGUAAAUAUAAUGCUUGCAUUUUACAUAUGCAUGGCAAUGAAAGAGCCUAUUGGUAAGCACGAGCCAGAUCCUGCUUUUGUAGCCAAGGCUAAGGUUACAGUUAGCCAAAGUAAACCCAGUGGUGGUGCUAAACUGGACUAGGCAUGUUCAUACAGCCUGAAAAGGACCUCAGACUGCAAAGUGGGAGCACGAGUAAGAUCUAAACAGUCCAAAGCGUUGAUAUUUUAGGAAAAUUUUGACAGCCUGUAAUGAAUGCUAUUUGAACUAUUUCUCUCAGUGGUAAUUUGGUAGAAAUAGAAGUCUUUGAUUUUCUUAAGCAAAAUUUACUCUCUUUGGUUUAUAAUAAUUGUCUUACCCAUUCGAAUGGGCUAAAAUACUGCUGCCCAUCUACUUAAUGUAGUAGAGCUUUUAUUUAUCUAUUCUUUUAUUAAUUUUGAGAGGUUUGUAGUUAA
Molecule: messenger RNA, 885 nt
Organism: Chenopodium quinoa (quinoa)
Lineage: Eukaryota; Viridiplantae; Streptophyta; Magnoliopsida; Caryophyllales; Amaranthaceae
Exons: 3
Coding region: 281-574 (97 amino acids)
Biological process (GO): vacuolar proton-transporting V-type ATPase complex assembly
Cellular component (GO): endoplasmic reticulum membrane
Source: RefSeq, a predicted model, not a curated record